AUGGAGGGUGGUCCGUCCGGCGGGCCGGGCGGCGACCCCGCGAGGAGCGGUCCGAGCAAGGGAAGGGAGGAGCUGGUCGAGAUGAAGCGCCGGCUGCUCCAGGAGGAGUAUUGGAAUCUCCUCUCCGCGUUCCUGAUGAAGCAGGCGUCGAAAGCCGAGCUGAACGAGAAGGUGCCCAGGCUGCUCGGCGCGCAGAACCUCCCGCUGCACAACCUCUUCCUGCGAGGAAUCUACAGCACCGCCUCGAGCAAGAACCAGCAGCAGCAGCAGCAGCAGGGGGUUCCGCUGGCGCGGGUCGCGUCCGGGGGAGCUAUGGGACCCGGAGGACCCGGGCCGGGCUCCCAGCAGCAGGGCAUGGGGGGAUCGGGCCAGGGAGCCCCCGGUCAGCCCAUGUCGCAGCAACAGCAGCAACAGCUGAUGAUGCAGCAACGGCAGCAGCAGCAGAUGCGCUUGCAGCAGCAACAGCAGAUGCAAGCGCAGCAGCAGCAACAACAACAUCAACAACAAACCAUGACCCCGCAGCAGCGGCAGCGGUAUCAGCAGCAGAUCAUGCAGCAGCAGCAGCAGCAGCAGCAGCAGAGGGGUGGGGUUGGAGGGGGUAUGCCGCCUGGGUCUGGCGGGUCGAUCCCGUUGGGGUCAGGGCCGCCGCCGGGCGUCAGCGCCGAGCAGUAUCAGCAGGCCAUGAUGCGCCACAACAUAAUGCUCCAGCAACGGCAACAGCAGCAGAUGAUGCAGCAGCAAGCUCAGCAGCAGCAGCAGUUGCGCAUCCAGCAGCAGAUGCAGCAGCAGCAGAAAGCGACGCCCACGAAGAGGAAGGGCGCGGCUGCGAAGGAGGGGGGCGGCGGGAAGAAGCAGAAGGCUCUCGCGGGGGCGGGUGGUGGUGGUGGCGGUGGCGGGGGGGCUGUGCUGCAGGGUGGAGGCCAGCAGCAGUAUCCGGUGGAGGGUCUCACGCAGCAGCAGCAGAUGCAGAUGCAGCAGCAGUUCCUGGCGCAGCAGCAGCAGCAGCGUCAGCAGUACAUGCAGCAGCAGCAACAGCAGCAGCAGCAACAGCAACAACAACAACAGGCUCAACAACAACAACAACAACAGGCUCAACAACAGGCUCAACAACAACAACAGGCUCAACAACAGCAGCAGCAGCAGCACCAGAUGCACCAGCAGCACCAGAUGCACCAGCAUGUGAUGCAGCAGCAGCAGCAGCAACACCACCACCACCACCAGCAGCAGCAGCAGUUGAUCCAACUCAAGCUCCAGAGGCAGGACCUGAUGCGGCAGCAAGAAGAGCUCCAGCGACAGCAGGAGGAGCUCGACGCGCAGUCGCUCGAGUCCCUUCGCACCUCGCGCGCGGUCUUCGUCUCCCCGGCGGCGCUCUCGCUGGGAGACGUCGUGGCGCACGGCGAGGGCGAGUUUGACGUCGACCCUCUCCCGGCGCUCCCCAACGUAUCCGACGCGGACGUCAGUCGCCGGCACGUUCGAUCGGCGGGGGAAGGGGAGGCCGGCCGGGGGGGACACUCGGACGACGGCGGCGCGGGGAGUGCGGGGGAUGGCAAGAGGCCGGGCGACGGCGGCGUGGACAGCGGCGCGAGCGACCAGACGGGCGGCGGCGGAGGGCGCCGUUUGUUUUCCAUCCCGCCCCCCGUGCCCCUCGUGGGCGUCGCCGCGCCCCGCGGCCGCCCGUUGAUCGGCCUCCCGGGAUCGAAAAGCUCCGUGCCAGCCCAGAACACCCCGUUGGGCCACCCCAUGGGUGUCCCCGUUCGGAACGUCUCUCACGGAAAGAUCGCCGUGUGCCAUCGAUCGCUGAAGGUUCGAAUGCGGCUCGCCGCGCACGACGAGGGCCUGCGAAGGGUAGCCCCCGAGUGCGUCACGACGAUGGCGCACGCGGUUUGCGCGUACGUGCAGCGGGUGGCUCGCGCGGCCGUCGCCGCGAGGGAUGCGAGGAUCGCCGAGCGGGGGACGGCGGCGGCGGCGCGGGGGGGGUCAGGACGGGGGUUGGUGGGACGAGGGGGGGCGGGCGCCGACGAGCCCGGGACGCGCGACGGCGACGGGGGUUCCGACUGCGAUCUGGCGACGCUGGAGGCGAGGAUGCUGGGCACCGAGGGACCGGGUGGUUCGGGCGACGUGUGCGCCGAGCCCACCGUGCGGAUCGAGGACCUCCUCGCCGCGAUGCGGGGUGACCCGGACCCGGCGGCGGCGGCGCACCUUGAGCGGGUCGGGUUGUCGCUGGCUGAGGAAAACGCGCGCGAGGUGGCGCUCGGCGGUUUCGGUUUCGGCGGCGCGUUCGACUGA
This is a messenger RNA of Micromonas commoda, 2286 nucleotides long. RefSeq lists its product with no specific name. The coding region runs from base 1 to 2286 and encodes 761 amino acids. Lineage: Eukaryota; Viridiplantae; Chlorophyta; Mamiellophyceae; Mamiellales; Mamiellaceae. The record is from RefSeq and is a predicted model, not a curated record. The transcript is spliced from 2 exons.